ACGUUGUGUCGAACGGAAGUGCGCUGGAAAGCCACUGCGCAGCUAACAAAUAGAGCAAAAAAGAGAUAACAUAAAAAACCCCACGAAAACCGGAGCGAUAAUGCUUUGGUGGAGCAAGAAGGGGGAGAAGGACAACAGCCGGCCCAGCCAGGCGCUGGUGCCCCAGGACCCCCGGACGAGCGUUAAGACCACGAGUGCCUCCACAGAGACGACCAACACGGCCGUGCAGAACUCUACAAUCACCGACAGCAACAAACAGACCAUCACCUUUUUGUCCACACGCCAGACGGUGACGCACACCCAGCGAGCGCUGAUCACGGAGACGACGACUCGCCGCACUCCCAGUCAGGCCGAACUCGAGGCACUGUUCGCGCAGAUGGGGAUGGGCGGGGAGGGAGCCACCGGCACCACGACCACCACCACUACGGUUACCUCGCGCUCCCGUCCACCGAGUCUUAAUGGCGUCUCUCUACGUUCCACGCAGCCCUUCAAAGCCACCGCCAGCAGCGCUGGCAAACGGUCCAGUACCCUGGUCAAGACGGAGCAGACAACAGUUACCAAGAAAAAUGGACUUAACGUCACUCAGCAUCUGGAGACGCAUCGCGUGGACCUCAAAGGAAAGCCUGCCUGGACGCCGUUCAAUUCCAAUGCCAUCAGUUCAAGCUCCACCUACGUAUCCCCCUACGCCAAGAAGCCAAGUCUGGCCAUCACAGGUUCGUCGCCUAGCCCAAAGGUCGCCACCGUCUCUAGUCCGCUCAGUAUUCCCAAGCCAACACAAUCAGCAUUCGAAAACUUCUUAAAAACGUCUUCAAAGACUACAGUGAAGCCGCUAACGUCAACCGCCGUGCCGAGGCCCUACGUAAGCCUUGGCUCCUCUGCGUCCUCCACUAAGGCGAAGCCCACUUUCAGUGGCUUGGACGCCCAGGGUUCUCUCAGCUCCAUCGGAGCAGCGAGCACCAAGUCUAGCCUAACAAAAACCAAGCUGAAGCCGGCUAGAGUGUACAUAUUCAAUAAUGAGCGUUUUGAUACUAAAAAUGAGUUCCGCGCUGGAAGUGCUAACGAUGUGAAGGCCCUGCGGUCCACCUUUGAGCGGCUGAAAUGCAAGGUUGAGGUAAUUACCGACCCCACAUUGGCCACCCUCAAACGCACAGUGAAAACGCUGGAAACAAAGGACUUUGGAGACAAGAGUGCUCUGGUCCUCGUGUUUCUCAGCCAUGGAACGCGCCAUGACAGACUCGCGGCCAAGGAUGACGACUAUUCACUGGACUACGACGUGGUCUUCCCCAUUCUGCGCAACCGUACCCUAAAGGACAAGCCCAAGCUGCUCUUCGUCCAGGCCUGCAAGGGCGCCAAUGAGCUGGGCGGGUUCAUGACGGAUGCCGCCCAGCCCAACGGGUCCCCCAACGAAAUCCUUAAGUGCUAUAGCACCUACGAAGGCUACGUUUCUUACCGCACCGAGGACGGCACCCCCUUCAUUCAGACGCUUUGUGAGGCUCUUGAUAAGUCUGGUAAAACGUCCGACAUUGAUGCCAUAAUGACGAGCGUGCGACGCGUGGUCAAGUCACAAACCAAGGAUGGCCAAAUACCAUCUGUCACCAGCACCCUCACCUCUAAGUACGUCUUCGGAGAUUACAUAUGAUCAUCAUUCUACGAAGUAUUUUUUGUAUUAUAUUUCCUCAUUCGAGAUUAACAGUAUCAAAAGUGGGUCAACAUUAGUAGCUACUAGCUACCUAAAUGAUUUUCUGGGAGCCAUUUUCUUUGUGAUUCAUUAAAAAGCUAAAUAGCUGAUUUAGCGUUAUCCAAAAUCGA
Molecule: messenger RNA, 1809 nt
Organism: Drosophila serrata
Lineage: Eukaryota; Metazoa; Arthropoda; Insecta; Diptera; Drosophilidae
Gene: Strica
Product: Ser/Thr-rich caspase
Biological process (GO): apoptotic process; proteolysis; positive regulation of neuron apoptotic process
Cellular component (GO): cytoplasm
Molecular function (GO): cysteine-type endopeptidase activity
Source: RefSeq, a predicted model, not a curated record